GUGAGUGAGGAGGCUCCGCCCUCGGUGUCUGCUCAGGUGAGCGUGUGUCGGAGGAGCAUUGCGGAGCUGCAGGGAGAGCAGAGGGGAGACGGUCAUGUCAGACAGCGGGAACGCACAGUCGCGGGACGGAGGAUCGAGCCGGGUGACAUGCUCGAGUGUGGGCAACAAAGUGACCGUGGUGCUCGGAGCACAGUGGGGCGAUGAAGGGAAAGGAAAGGUGGUGGACCUGCUGGCCCAGGACGCUGACAUGGUCUGCAGAUGUCAGGGAGGCAACAAUGCAGGACACACAGUCGUGGUUGAUUCAGUGGAAUAUGACUUCCACCUUCUACCCAGUGGAAUUAUUAACCCUAUGGUCACUGCCUUCAUUGGUAAUGGUGUAGUCAUUCACCUGCCGGGUCUCUUCGAGGAAGCUGAGAAGAAUGUGCGGAAAGGAAAAGGUCUGGAAGGCUGGGAGAACAGGCUCAUCAUCUCUGACCGUGCACACAUCGUGUUUGAUUUCCAUCAAGCUGUGGAUGGAAUCCAGGAACAGGAGAGGCAACAGCAAGCUGGCAAAAAAAAUGUCUUUACUCUCACACAUUUGGCCUCGCAGUAUAAGUCUAUGUACCCUUCACUGGAGAUUGAUGUGGAUGGGGAACUUGAGAAACUCAAGACGUAUGUAGACAGGAUAAAGCCCAUGGUGAGAGAUGGAGUCUUCUUCAUGUAUGAGGCGCUACAUGGGCCUUCAAAAAAGAUUCUGGUGGAAGGUGCCAAUGCUGCCUUGCUGGACAUAGACUUUGGGACAUAUCCGUUCGUGACUUCCUCAAACUGCACCGUGGGAGGGGUGUGUACGGGUCUGGGCAUGCCGCCCCAGAACGUGGGUGAAGUCUAUGGAGUUGUCAAAGCCUACACCACGAGAGUUGGGAUUGGAGCUUUCCCUACAGAACAGAACAACGAAAUUGGAGAGCUCUUGCAGACCAGAGGCAAGGAAGUGGGCGUGACCACAGGUCGCAAAAGGAGAUGUGGUUGGCUGGAUCUGGUGCUUAUCAAAUACGCCCACAUGAUUAAUGGCUUCACAGCCUUAGCUCUCACCAAACUUGACAUCUUAGAUGUGCUUCCUGAGAUCAAAGUUGGUGUGGCAUACAAAGUAGAUGGUGAAAUCAUCCCACAUUUUCCAGCAAACCAAGAGGUGCUACAGAAGGUUGAAGUGCAGUACGAGACUCUGCCAGGCUGGAAAACAGACACGUCUGCUGCCAGGACCUUUGAAGAGCUUCCAGAAAAUGCACAGAAAUACGCCUGCUACAUUGAAGAUCACUCGGGUGUGCCUGUAAAGUGGAUUGGUGUUGGGAAGUCGCGGGAAUCAAUGAUCCAGCUCUUUUAAGAUGCUGCUCGGCCUGCAUGUAGCACUGGCUGGAUUACGCUCUGGAUUCGGGGACGGAAAGUUGCCUCAUAUGUUUCUUUUCCCACCUCACUUUAGUUUCUCCAUGGCAAGAACAUCAUUUUGUGUCACUCAGAUCAUCCUACAGCCCUCUGAAAUGGAGUAUUUGCCAUAUAUAAUGGCAUUCCUGUGGUAAAUUAAAAAGGGCUUUACAACUAGUUAUUUUUUGUAAUCAUUUAACUGUUUCUCAUCUGCUUUACAUCAUUCUCCUCUGGUAUUUUGAGCUCUCUUAAGCUCAAUAUCUCCAUCUUGAGUCCAUAUGCUGUACAUGUGCUACUACUUCAAACAGGCAUCAGUAGUGAUGUAUAUUGUUGUUAGAUAUCAAUUUUUCACACAGAUUGGGUAAAACGAUUACUUAUACAUGUUAUAUUUAAUGUUCUUUCUUUGUUUUAUCAUACAAGAAUCAACGGUUAUGCAAUGUGUAUUACCACACUUUGUCCUUGUUUUAAAUGGACUCACUCAAGUCAACUUCAUUUAAACAUACGGUUUUUAAAAGACAAUUUAAAUGUUUCUUUACCAGAUGCAUAAAAACUCAUGUGAUUCGAUAUUCAGUGAUUCUGAAUACGAAUUAUGUACAAUACAGCCUCAAAAUGUAAUACGAUUACAGUGGGUGUUUUCUGUUUUUUCUAAAAAUAGAAGCAAAACCGUUUAUGGAAGCAUCUUUAAAUUUGAAUCUAUUUAAUUUGCUCUAAAAAAUAGUAUAUAAUUCAAAUGUGCCUCAAGAAGCAUAUACUAUUAUACAGGUCGGGGUUUUGAUUCCAUUGAAUGUAUGUAAACGUUUGCACAGUCCUCAGAUGUUUAUUGUUCAACUGUACAACUUUAUGCCACAAGCAUAUAAAAGCCACUUUAAUGAUCAGUAAUGAGAUAAAAUAGAUUGUCAAAGUAUAGAUCCUUAAGACGUUUGUGUGAAUUCAGACGCCACCUCAGGAUGUACGACUCUGUUUAGCCAGUAAAACACACUGAUGUUUGAACUUCUUCUGUGGUUGCUAGCUGCUGCAGGUCGUCUGCUUUUCUGACCUCCAGUAGCACAUUUACAGAACCCUUUACAUGUUAGAAAUGAUCUAAACAGAGCUUGCCUAUUUAAAUAUAUGACUGGGUUGUUUCAGAAACCCAGAGUUGCUUCUUCUGUUUUGUCUCACCCUCAGUACUGUACCUUCCCAUACAUAAGUAAUGUAGGAUAAAGUGUGCCUUGUUAAUACAGAUGAACAAUGAAACUUGAAAACUAAUCCUUCGUCUGAUUGAGCUUUUAUUGAGAAACCUCCUUUAGCUUUUUCGAGGGCAUUAGUGUCAUUGCCAUUUGCCAAGUGUACAUGCGUCCAAAGAAGUAUCUUAAUGGAUAAAUGAAUGCUGUGAUAUAAAGA
Messenger RNA from Sinocyclocheilus rhinocerous, 2775 nucleotides. RefSeq names its product adenylosuccinate synthetase isozyme 2-like. The transcript is spliced from 12 exons. NCBI's taxonomy places the organism in Eukaryota, Metazoa, Chordata, Actinopteri, Cypriniformes, Cyprinidae. Gene Ontology annotation, cellular component: cytoplasm. Gene Ontology annotation, biological process: 'de novo' AMP biosynthetic process; IMP metabolic process. Gene Ontology annotation, molecular function: GTP binding; adenylosuccinate synthase activity. Bases 95 to 1357 code for a protein of 420 amino acids. The record is from RefSeq and is a predicted model, not a curated record.